Molecule: messenger RNA, 1316 nt
Organism: Spea bombifrons (plains spadefoot toad)
Lineage: Eukaryota; Metazoa; Chordata; Amphibia; Anura; Pelobatidae
Gene: F3
Product: coagulation factor III, tissue factor
Exons: 6
Coding region: 207-1085 (292 amino acids)
Biological process (GO): blood coagulation
Cellular component (GO): membrane
Molecular function (GO): protein binding
Source: RefSeq, a predicted model, not a curated record
CUGUCUGGCGGGGACGCAUAAAUACAUCUGUCCGCCUCACUGGCCGGUAGUUUAAAGAAGAAGCCGGGACAGUACGGGACGCGUACAGGAAAUAGCCGUUCACCUGCAAUACGGAUCCGUGAAGCACUCCAGGCGCGCCGUAUCGUUUAAGGAUUAUAAAUUAUUGGGCUUUUACUACUGGCUCCCCGUAACGUUUCGUAGAUACAAUGAAUAGCUGCGCCCGGGCUCUCCUGUCGCUCUGCUCGGUCCUCUGCUUGGCCGGGACGUCGUCUUCAGAAACCGUAAAUCUUCCUAAGGCUGUAGAUAUUACUUGGUCGUCUAUUAACUUUAAAACAAUACUGGAGUGGAACCCUAAACCGUCAAAUUAUACGUACACAGUUGAAGUCAGUAGCCCCCUAUCAAAUUGGAUGAAGAAAUGUCAGUAUGUUAAUGACACAGAAUGUGAUGUUACAAGCUUGCUGAAGGAUGUGAACCGAACAUACACGGCUCGGGUCAUUUCUGAAGUGCGGGCCACUGACAACAUUGAGGAGUUCCCGUAUUCUCAAAGCCCUGAGUUUACACCUUAUGAGCAGACAAUCCUUGGAAAGCCAGUCAUUGAAAGUUUUGAUUUGAAGAAGGACAGUGGGAAGCUGCAUGUUCUCAUUAAAGAUGCUUUGACUCCAUAUAGAUUUGGCAACCAGAGUUUCAUGACCGUUCGGGAUAUAUUUAAGAAUGACUUUGUCUACACCGUAUUUUAUAGGAAAGCCUCUAGCUCUGGCAAGAAGCAAGAGUCCUCACCAUCCAAUGAAAUUGUUGUUAAUGUGGAGAAAGGGGAGAGCUACUGUUUUUUUGUGAAGGCGACUAUCCCAUCGCGCAAAACGAACCGCGAUAGUCAGGACUCCGAUGAGAAGUGCACAGAGUCUGGCGGGAAUAAUGAGUUUGAUCUUACUAUAUUGGUUGCUGUAAUUACAUCUGUGGUCCUUAUCGUCGUUAUCGUUGUCCUGUCUGUGAUCAUUUGCAAAUGCCGAAAAGCAAAAAAUGAGAAGACAAAGGAGGCCAAACCACUGAACAGCGCCUACCUUCUGCAAUCGGUGACAACGCAGUGACCCAACUCGCCAGCAAGGCUCUGAACAGUGCACUGCGCUCCAGAGCUGGAAAGCAAUUCAUUUUGUUUCUGUGAAACAUAUGCAUCCAGGAUACAUUUUUAUUUAUACUUUUUUGUAGAAUCUUAAUUCUACAGAGAAUUACUGAUUAUAAAUGGUUGUAUUUUUGUCCAACCAGGUUAUGAAUUUGUUUAUGUAUAUGUAUAUGUUAUAGAGAAUUUUUUUUUAAAUCUA